AUGGCCCAGCCUGACACCGAGCGCAUGUCGCAGCUAUCUCAGCGGCAACGGCAGAUUCUUGCCCGACUCUACCACCUCUUGGACCACCACACUGUCGCAGGUCCGGAAUUUGCCCAGGCUCUUUCGGCUCUCUUUUGCGCGGACGAGAACUUUCGGAAGGGAAAGCAGGUCGAAUGCCGCUCUCGCUUGGGUUAUGCUAAACUAUAUCCCAAAAUUCUUCGACAACACUUCUUUCCUAACGCUGUCAUCGAUGUGAAUGGCGUUCAGGAUUUGGGGCGCUACGAUGUAAGCGCCGAGGCCGUCAAAAGAAUGGUUAAGCUUCCGCUCUCCGUUCUCAAUAUGGAACUUCAGUUCAUCUGUGUACACUCGGCCAAGCAGAAUCCUUCGGUUCCUUGCGGACACAUGUGUCGCCGGCUGCAAAGUUUGUUCAAUCACAUGGAUACGCACUUUGGACAAGGUCAAGCAAGUGUGACCCAGAAACGGGAGUACGCCGAGAUUACCAUGUCUGCAUUCUUCAACGACAUCACUACUUCCAAAGCGCUCCUCAAACGCCAGAAAGCCUGCUCGCAGAGAGGCUUACCUAUGCCCGACUUGCUCUUCUUCCGGGACAUACGUCCCAUCGGCGACCUGGUGAAGACCAAAGUCAAUGAGGUCCUCUCUCGCCUCCCCACGCCGAACCCAGCUUCCGGCGCACCUAUUCUGACGCCCGCUGGUCCUCCCCCCAACCUUCCUCUCGUGUUCGGUUCCGGCGUCGCGGACAACUUCACCUUCGAACCGCAGCCUGCAGCAGCACCUCCUACAUACCCAGUGUUCGCGCCCAACGCACAGAAACCGCCGCGUUCUAUCGACUACUACGGCCUCGUGCCCGGGCCUGUGCAAAACAACGCGCCCAUGGCUGGACCGAGCACUUUCGCACCGGCGCCCCAAACUAGCUUUUACUCCGCAUCGAGCGCAGCGUCCGGUCCACGCUCGCUACAGGUAGUUGAUGACGAGUGGGUCAAGACCGCAAAAGCGGUUUGCGAGGGGGCAGAGGAGGAUGAGGGGAUACUAAAGCAGAGUGGCAAGGCGCCCAAGGGUCAGGGCAACGGGAGAUCGCGUACGAUUGCCUCCACGCCCUACGGUCGUCCUACCCCUCGGAAAGGCGAGACUUCUGCGUCCGCCACAUCAGGGUCAUGGCACAUACGUUCUUCAUCCGUAGCGUCUAACGCCUCGAACUCCUCGGCGGCGUCGGCCGAGACCGUCAGCUCUUCUGCGAGCGGAUACGACACCUCUGGUUCAUUCACGUCCAACCUGUCACUUCCCUCCUCGUCAGAACCUUGUCCUGAGUCGCAAAAGGAGAUCCUCGACUGGAUGGAUAACCAGCCCUCGUUUGAAUGGCCUUGGUGA
Messenger RNA from Peniophora sp. CBMAI 1063, 1386 nucleotides. Lineage: Eukaryota; Fungi; Basidiomycota; Agaricomycetes; Russulales; Peniophoraceae. The record is from the annotation of a GenBank genome assembly.